This is a messenger RNA of Camellia sinensis, 588 nucleotides long. The record is from RefSeq and is a predicted model, not a curated record. NCBI's taxonomy places the organism in Eukaryota, Viridiplantae, Streptophyta, Magnoliopsida, Ericales, Theaceae.
AUGGAUUUCCAUAUGUACAGGUUAAGAGUUCGCACUACCAUCACCACCGUGUUCAAUAAACCCAUCUAUCGAAUUCUCAGCGAGAUAAAGAAUGAACCCUUCGUUUGGCGGCCAGCCAAGUUGGGAGUAACACAAAAGGGCUACGACGAGAGGUCCCACUGCACCUUCCAUGAUGAGAAAGGGCACCUAACUGAAAACUGCACACCCCUGAGGCAAUAUCUGGAAGAAUUAGUAGCUGCUAGUCACCUAGACCAGUAUAUUAAAGGAGGAACACAGCCAGCCCCCCAGGACCUCAACGGGCCAAACAGGAUGCCGGUGGACGAACCACCCCAAGGCGUAAUCAAUGUUAUUCAUGGGAUCAUUGAACCUGAGCAGGUAUGUGAACUCAGGGGGAUGAUAAAGAAGGCAGAGCACCUGAAAGAGGUACUAAGUGCACAACCCGCCAUCAAAAAGGGCAAAAUAGAGGCUACAAACGUCAUAUCCUUCUCAGACAAAGACCUAGCAAGGCUACAUUGCCCUCACAAUGACGCACUGGUUGUAACUUUGCGCGUCAAGAACUUCGACAUCAAGCGAAUCCUGAUUGACUAA